AUGCCCGUCACAACAUUUGAUUUCAAGGAGAAGUACCGGUACCAGGUCGGCUUCGACUCCCACCUCGAGUCCGAAGCCGUCCCCGGGUCCCUCCCGAUCGGCCAAAACUCCCCGCAAAAGCCCCCCCACGGCCUCUAUGCCGAGAAGCUCUCCGGGACCUCCUUCACGGCGCCCCGCCACGACAUGAAGCAAGCCUGGCUCUACCGCAUCCUGCCCUCGUGCGCCCACCCGCCCUACGCGCCGACCACGACCCCGGAACCCAAGGCCGAGCCGUCGAAGCUGCGCUAUAUCCCCAACCAGCUGCGCUGGGACCCCUUCGACCACGACGAGGCGCGCAGCUGGGACUUUGUCGAGGGCAUGCGGCUCGUCGCCGGCGCGGGCGACCCCACCCUCAAGCAGGGCAUCGGCAUGUACGUCUACGCCGCCGGGCGCAGCAUGGAUACCAAGAGCGCCUUCUACUCCGCCGACGGCGACCUGCUCAUCGUCCCGCAGGAGGGCGUGCUGGAUAUCCGCACUGAGCUGGGCUGGCUGCUCGUCCGCCCGCUCGAGAUCGCCGUCAUCCCGAGAGGCAUCAAGUACCAGGUCCACCUGCCGAGUGGCCCCGCGAGGGGGUACGCGCUGGAGCUGUACCAGGGCCACUUUGUGCUGCCGGAGCUGGGGCCCAUCGGCACCAACGGGCUGGCGAACGCGCGGGACUUCCAGGCUCCCGUGGCGUGCUUCGACGAGGACUUUGGGGCAACAGCGCACGAGGGACCCAGCAAGUACGAGGUGCGGGUCAAGUUCAACAACGACUUCUUCAAGACGGAGCAGGCGCACAGCCCGUUCGACGUGGUAGCGUGGCACGGCAACUACUAUCCCUACAAGUACGACCUUGGGCGCUUCAACACGAUCGGGACCGUCUCGUAUGACCACCCGGACCCGUCCAUCUUCACGGUGCUUUCGGCGCCGAGCGGGGUGCCGGGCACGGCGAUCGCGGACUUUGUCAUCUUCCCGCCGCGGUGGCUGGUGGCCGAGGACACGUUCCGGCCGCCGUACUUCCACCGCAACACCAUGUCGGAGUUCAUGGGCCUGAUCACGGGCGGGUACGAUGCGAAGCGCGGGGGCUCCGGUGGGUUCGUGCCUGGCGGCGCGAGCUUGCACAACACGAUGAGCGGGCACGGUCCCGACGCGGAGAGCGGCGAGGGGGCCAGGAAUGCGGAGCUGAAGCCGGCCAAGGUGGGCGCGGGCAGCUGCGCGUUCAUGUUCGAGAGCUGUGCGAUGGUCGGGGUGACGGAGUGGGGGCUGAGGACGUGUCAGAAGGUGCAGGAGAAGUAUAAUGAGGAGAGCUGGGGGGAGCUGCCGGUGCACUGGAAGAGGCCGCAGGGUGCCGACACGGAGGGGCACUUGUUGAAGUGA
This is a messenger RNA of Colletotrichum chrysophilum, 1395 nucleotides long. RefSeq lists its product as uncharacterized. Gene Ontology annotation, biological process: L-phenylalanine catabolic process. Gene Ontology annotation, molecular function: homogentisate 1,2-dioxygenase activity. The transcript is spliced from 2 exons. NCBI's taxonomy places the organism in Eukaryota, Fungi, Ascomycota, Sordariomycetes, Glomerellales, Glomerellaceae. The coding region runs from base 1 to 1395 and encodes 464 amino acids. The record is from RefSeq and is a predicted model, not a curated record. Gene Ontology annotation, cellular component: cytoplasm.